Messenger RNA from Diabrotica balteata, 1278 nucleotides. Lineage: Eukaryota; Metazoa; Arthropoda; Insecta; Coleoptera; Chrysomelidae. The record is from the annotation of a GenBank genome assembly.
GUCGUCGUCGUCCAUCUUGAAUCUCAACAAAAGUAAAACGCUGUUGUGUGUUAUAUGUGAAAUAAUUUUAAUUUUUAAAUAAUAUAAAGUAUAAUCACAAAAAUGGCUGACACCACAGCUGAAGCAGCAGCUCCAGAAGCAGCAGCAGCUCCAACAGGACCCCCAAACAGAGGAGGUAUGGGUAUGGGUGGAGGUAGAGGGAUGGGCAUGGGUAUGGGUAGAGGAAGAGGUGGUCCUGGUGGACCUGGCAGAGGUGGACCAGGAGGUCCAGGUGGCCGAGGAGGAUUCAGGGGACGAGGUGGACCUGGAGGACCAGGACGUGGUGGUCCAAUGAUGAGAGGACGUGGAGGUCCAAGGGGAGCUCCAAGAGGACGAUUUCCAGGAGGCGGCCCAGGAGAAGGUGGUAUGGGAGGUAGAGGAGGUGGUCGUGGAAUGGGAAGAGGUGGUCCAGGAGGUUUUAGAGGACGUGGUGCCCCUGGAGGGGGCAGAGGAGGCCCUGGUGGUGGACCAGGAGGUCGUGGAAUGGGUAGAGGAGGUCCAGGUGGUUUUAGAGGACGUGGUGGCCCAGGAGGUGGCAGGGGAGGACCUGGUGGUCCAGGCGGACCAGGUGGACCAGGACAAAAAAGAGCACCAGGACAGUUUGGUGGGCAAGGAGGACCAGGUGGAAUUAAAAGACCUAGGUUCGAAAAUGGACAGGGAGCUAAUGGAUUCCAAGGUGGCCAGCAAUCAUACUCAAAUCAGUAUGGUGGUAGUGGUCAGUAUGGAGGAUACAAUCAAUAUGGAGGAGGGCAAAGUGGUUAUGAAAGUGGUGGUUACUCCACGCAAUAUUCCAAUCCAUCUUCCAACUAUGGUAGUGGAGGCGGUGAUUAUUCUGGAUACUCACAGCAAGGAACUGAUCAAUAUGGUGGGGGUUACAACACAGGUGCACAGGGUGGUUACAAUAGUCAAGGUUAUGAUGAUAUGAGUGGAGGAUAUGCACAGCAAGGUGGUUAUGGGAGAAAUGAAUCAUACAACUACCAAUGACAAACCCAAGUACAAUGAAAACACAUUUUGGCUAUGUAGGAAACUAAAUACUAACUUUCAGCAUCUUUUACUUGUGUUAGGUUGAAUUUGUUUGGAACGCCAAAGGGAAUUGAUAUAGAAGCAAGUGGAACUAAUAUGAAGAUGCGAAAAUAGAGGAGAAUAUAAUGGCUGUUUCAGGAAGAUUUGAACUUCAAGAUGGGACAGACCUGAGACAGGGAACAAUUUAUGUUCUAAAAAUGAAAAAUAAAGAUUUAA